Arabidopsis lyrata subsp. lyrata is the source of this 1178-nucleotide messenger RNA. RefSeq names its product serine/threonine-protein kinase Aurora-3. The transcript is spliced from 6 exons. Gene Ontology annotation, biological process: regulation of cytokinesis; protein phosphorylation; mitotic spindle organization. Lineage: Eukaryota; Viridiplantae; Streptophyta; Magnoliopsida; Brassicales; Brassicaceae. The record is from RefSeq and is a predicted model, not a curated record. The coding region runs from base 150 to 1028 and encodes 292 amino acids. Gene Ontology annotation, cellular component: spindle midzone; chromosome passenger complex; spindle microtubule. Gene Ontology annotation, molecular function: ATP binding; protein kinase activity.
AACUACGAAACGCUGCGUAUUGGAUGGGUUUGUUUCUUCUUCAGGGACUUUGAAUUUCAAAUUUAGACUAUCCGCUCUCUUUAUCUGAAAACUCAGGCUCUUGCUCUUGCUCUUGCUCUCUCGCCGUCGUCUGAGUCGUUAAAAGUACGAUGAUCGGAAAAAUGAGUAAGAGAUCGACAGAAUCUGACGCUGGCGAUACCGAGAAGCAAUGGUCCCUGGCAGAUUUCGAGAUCGGGGGACCACUUGGAAAAGGCAAAUUUGGUAGAGUCUAUCUCGCCCGAGAAGCCAAGAGUAAGUACAUAGUGGCGCUGAAAGUGAUAUUCAAGGAGCAGAUUGAGAAGUAUAAAAUUCAUCAUCAGCUUAGGAGAGAAAUGGAGAUCCAAACGAGUCUAAGCCACCCAAAUAUCUUGCGUCUUUUCGGUUGGUUCGAUGACGAUGAGCGGAUUUUCUUGAUUCUUGAGUAUGCUCAUGGUGGUGAGCUCUAUGGUGUGCUCAAAAAGAAUGGUCAUCUUACCGAACAACAAGCCGCCACUUACAUUGCAAGUCUCAGUGAGGCACUGGCCUAUUGUCAUGGCAAAUGUGUGAUUCACAGAGACAUCAAACCUGAAAAUUUGUUGCUCGAUCAUGAGGGGAGACUGAAAAUUGCUGACUUUGGAUGGUCAGUUCAGUCAAGUAAUAAGAGAAAAACAAUGUGUGGAACCUUAGAUUACUUGGCACCUGAGAUGGUAGAAAAUAGAGAUCACGAUUAUGCAGUUGAUAACUGGACUUUAGGCAUACUGUGUUACGAGUUUCUCUACGGUAACCCUCCAUUCGAAGCCGAGAGUCAAAAAGAUACAUUCAAGAGAAUUCUUAAGAUUGAUCUUAGUUUUCCUCUUACACCGAAUGUUUCAGAAGAAGCCAAAAAUCUUAUCAGUCAGCUUCUUGUUAAGGAUCCCUCAAAACGGCUCUCCCUUGAGAAGAUCAUGCAACAUCCGUGGAUUGUCAAGAACGCAGAUCCGAAAGGUGUGUGUGCCUCAAUUGAUGUUUGAUGCUAUUCUCCCAAUCAUAGGACUAGGAGCUUAUAUGUACGUAUAACCUAAUGUUAUGAGAAGAAUGUCUUAGAAGUUCAGCGAAAGCACAUUCCAUGUGAUAUAUUGUCUCAUUUCAGCACAAUAUAAUCUAGCUAAAAUUCGUGUCUC